Molecule: messenger RNA, 960 nt
Organism: Mesorhabditis spiculigera
Lineage: Eukaryota; Metazoa; Nematoda; Chromadorea; Rhabditida; Rhabditidae
Source: the annotation of a GenBank genome assembly
AUGUGGUAUGAUAUCGAAUUGCUGUCCUUUUCUGUCUUGUUCGUUUAUUCGCUGGUCUCAUGUGGCAGGUUCGGCAUGCGUCGGCGCUCCAAAAAGGGCGAAUAUCGGUUCCCGCAACGCGUCGAGGGUCGUAUUCUUGCCAACGAUCGGAACGCCGCCCACGCCAAGGUGAUCGAAGCAUGGAAACAGGCCGAACAGCAACUUUUGGAUUCUGGUCGACCGGUGGCGGCUACGCGGCCGAUUGCAUCAAUCGUGCUCGGAGGGUUCUCUACAGCUGUCGCGGCUCCGGAAUUCGCCAAUUCGGCCGCGUGGCGUGAAGCCGAGCAAAAGGCGCUUACAAGCGCACGUGCUUCUGAAGGGAAGUCGCCCGAUGAUCUGUGGAAUGAUUGCUGCCUGGAGUACGAAGUACUGUGGAGCGCUCUUGAGGGUCAGAAGACUAGGCUGCGGAAAGCGGUACAAGACAACAAGAGCGUCCACGCGCAAGUCCGGUUUCCUAUCACUUGCCGCAAUACUUCUAUUUCGAAGCCUCCGGAAACGUCACAGUUUCAGUUCGAGAAUGUGCACAAGCACGUCGGUGAGCAGCACCGCCGUUGGACGACUCUCAACGGCGAAGUAGUGAAGCCGGUGAUCGACUUCAUGCGGCCUCCGCCAGCUCAAGAGGACCCGGAUACGACCCUCAUCGAACUCGUUUAUACAUUGCAACCCGAGUCAGACGCGCACGCCUCGCUCGCGAAGUCGUUCGCCCAGGGGAUCGGCUGCGUCCAACAGGCCGAAACCGGCCGGCAAAGAGGCGUCAUGGCGCUAAACCAUUGCACCAACACCCAAGCAUCGAACCAAAGCCAAAUUCGUUUCCAGACCGUCGAGCCGGUUCGCGACCGGCAGGCGGUCGGCAACACCCACUCGAGCCCGGCCAUCGACCCGCCCGAUGAGGUCUCAAAGCACGACAAGUCGGUUGUCAAG